Molecule: messenger RNA, 1156 nt
Organism: Mustela erminea (ermine)
Lineage: Eukaryota; Metazoa; Chordata; Mammalia; Carnivora; Mustelidae
Product: ubiquitin-conjugating enzyme E2 N-like
Exons: 1
Coding region: 48-374 (108 amino acids)
Source: RefSeq, a predicted model, not a curated record
AGCGGAGCCAGAGUCGAGACCAGAGGCCGAACUCGGGAUCUGACAAGAUGGCCGGGCUGCCCCGCAGGAUUAUCAAGGAAACCCAGCGUUUGCUGGCAGAACCAGUUCCUGGCAUUAAAGCAGAACCAGAUGAGAGCAACGCCCGUUAUUUUCAUGUGGUCAUUGCUGGCCCUCAGGAUUCCCCCUUUGAGGGAGGGACUUUUAAGCUUGAACUAUUCCUACCAGAAGAAUACCCGAUGGCAGCCCCUAAAGUACGUUUCAUGACCAAAAUUUAUCAUCCUAAUGUAGACAAGUUGGGAAGAAUAUGUUUAGAUAUUUUGAAAGAUAAGUGGUCCCCAGCACUGCAGAUCCGCACAGUUCUGCUAUCGAUCUAGGCUUUGGUAAGUGCUCCCAAUCCGGAUGAUCCAUUAGCAAACGAUGUAGCAGAGCAGUGGAAGACCAACGAGGCCCAAGCCAUAGAAACAGCUAGAGCAUGGACUAGGCUGUAUGCCAUGAAUAAUAUUUAAAAUCGAUCUGAUCAUCAAGUGUGCAUCACUUAUCCUGUUCUGCCAAGACUUCUUCCUUUUUUGUUUGCAUUUAAUGGACACAGUCUUAGAAACAUUACAGAAUAAAAGCCCAGACAUCUUCAGUCCUUUGGUGAUUAAAUGCGCAUUAGCAAAUCUAUGUCUUGUCCUGAUUCACUGUUGUAAAGCAUGAGCAGAGGCUAGAAGUACCAUCUGGAUUAUUGUGAAACGUUUAAAAGCAGCGGCCCUUCUCUGCUUUUAUUCAUUUCCCCCAUCAAGGUUAAGCACUGUGAAUGAAGGUAGUUGUCAGGGUUAGCUGCAGGGGUUUGGGUGUUUUUCUUUAUUACUUUUUUGAGGGGGAGAGGUAGUUUUAUUUUAAUUUUAUGGGCUCCUUUCCCCCUUUUUAUGGUGAUCUAAUUGCAUUGGUUAAAAGCAGCUAACCAGUUCUUUAGAAUAUGCUCUCUAGCCAAGUCUAACUUUAUUUAGACACUGUAGAUGGACAAGCUUGAUUGUUUGAACCAAAAUGGGAACAUUAAACAAACAUCACAGCCCUCACUAAUAACAUUGUGACUUUGCUGUCAAGUGUAGAAUCCUUCCUUCAAGAAAAAGCUUGUGACCAUUUUGUAUGGCUUGUCUGGAAACUUCUGUAAAUC